AUGUUUCGUUUAAGUAAUCUUAUAACAGGAUCCUACAAAAACGUCCUUUUAGGAAGGGUAAGUUAUACUCCUUCUCAAAUAUGUUGUUACACGAAGAAAUCGGCAGAGGCUAAAUUGGGUAUAGACAAACCAAAGCGACCAUUAACACCGUUUUUUAAGUUCAUGGGGCAAAUGAGACCAGCCCUAUUAGCUAAGAAUCCCGGUAUAAGUUCCAAAGAAGCUAUAUCAUGGAGUUCGAAACAUUGGCAGCAACUUGACAGUGAGACCAAGGCACAAAUGUUGAAAGAGUAUGAGAAAGAUUUAGAAGACUAUAAAAAGAUCAAGGCAAUAUAUGAGUCAUCACUCACAGAACAACAAAAAGAAGACAUACAGAAGAUGAAAGAAGAUAUGGUCGCAGCUAAAGAAAAACGAAAAUUAAAAGCCGAAUAUAAAGAAAUGGGGCGACCAAAGAAACCUAUGUCUUCCUACUUCCUGUUCUGCCAAACCAAAAAGGAUUUAUUUAAGGGACAGAAAUUAAAAGAAUUUCAGAAUACAUUAAAAGCUGAAUGGGCUAAACUUUCUGAUAGUGAAAGAGUGAAGUAUGAAAAACAGGCGCAGGAACUUAUGAAUAAGUAUAGAAAAGAUUUACAGGCAUGGGAACUGAAGAUGAUAUCGAUCGGACGUUCAGAUCUUGUUAAAGAGAAACCUGUUAGGUCCAAAUCAAAAUCAAAAAGAUAA
This is a messenger RNA of Danaus chrysippus (African queen), 717 nucleotides long. The record is from the annotation of a GenBank genome assembly. NCBI's taxonomy places the organism in Eukaryota, Metazoa, Arthropoda, Insecta, Lepidoptera, Nymphalidae.